This is a messenger RNA of Triticum aestivum (bread wheat), 545 nucleotides long. RefSeq lists its product as uncharacterized. The record is from RefSeq and is a predicted model, not a curated record. NCBI's taxonomy places the organism in Eukaryota, Viridiplantae, Streptophyta, Magnoliopsida, Poales, Poaceae. Bases 1 to 501 code for a protein of 166 amino acids. The transcript is spliced from 3 exons.
AUGCCUCUGGUGGCUGGCUGGCUGGCUGGGGACUACCUCUACCACACUGCAUGCUGCCCAGACGUGGAUGCAGGCUACUGUACAUGCAACAGUGGGUUACACAGGCACAGCUCUACUGCUGUAGCGGGUCCGCACCCAUCGCUAUCCACUCGCCUCCCCACCUCCCUCGCAUUUGUCGCCGCCUCCGCCGGUCCGCCCCAACUUGUGCCGGCCGCCGCUGCCGAUCCACCUCGCCUCGGCCGACGCGGCCCACCACGGUUGCGGCAUCUCGCCUGCCACGCCUCCACGCCGCCGUCCCCCGUCCGCCACCUCGCCUUUUCUUCUGCAUCUAGCCGUCGGUCCUCCGCGAACGGCCCUUCCCUCGCCUCCUUGCUAAUUAGUCCGUGCGAGAGCGAAGAAGGUGUCUCCCCUAUCCACGAAUUUCAGCAAGCACUCAAUCUACAAGCUCACCCGUACAGCCGGUGCUCCGUACUUCUACAUCCUUUCAUGAAAUUUCAGUGAGAAGGAAGCCUGUGCGCGUGUGUGGUCGCUGCUAUGUUCCCAUU